GCAGGGGGUUUGAAAUCGAGAACUUUGCCGUACUGUCAUUAGUUGACAAUUUAAUUUAAGUAAAUAGGGCAUGGUGAACUAUAACAGUCACUGAAUAACGUGUGGUAUUCUUAUUCAAACUAAUUUAACAGAACAUUCUUAGUUUAAUUCUGUCGCGAUGCAUCUUUAAGAUAAUUUAUGUACUGUAACAUGGCUUCAUUCUGUUCGUAAAGUUUUGAAAAAUAUAACGUUUGUGUGCUCCCACUUUUUUCAUAUUGUUGCAUCACAAAGCCAAGUUCAAGAUGCAGUACAUGAAUUCAUCUCCUGUGAUGACCAUGAUUCUUCAACCAGAAUUCAGCCCUGCACCCCGACAACCCAACGCUUAUAUGGUGAUGGCACCCUCGACCCCUCCGCCCGUCUACGGAUCAUUCAGAAGGAAAGAUAAAUCGAGCAACUACCCCCCUCCACGGGUUUCAAAAUACACAGAAUACGCAUCGCCUCAAAGAACCACAUAUUCAUCAUCAAGAAGACCCUACACGGCCCCCCAUACCCAGAAGGGCACGCAAACCCCAUGGUCCCAACCUGAGCACACUACGAGAUCACCUAGAAUUAUUCGAAGGCCGGCGUCCAGUAGUUCAAGCUCGACGUCCAGAUUCAACUCUGUCAGGAGACCUCCUUAUGCUCCCCGAAUGAUGGAUGCUACGGCAACCAGUGCGAUGCAGUCGUACCCAGCAGCCCCAAACAACGCAAAACUUCCAGAAUACGAUCCACUGUACGACCCUCACUUGAUGGAUUUCUACGCCAAGAAAUAUGGACUGAGACCUCAGCCACCAAGAGGCAGCAUGGAGCGUCGCUGGUCAGUCCCGGGACACGGAAUGAAUUCAUCGAUGUCCGGUUCAGUAAAAUCUUAUCGAUUUGGAUCAGCAAAGGAAAGGAGGAGUUAUGAAGGUUACGGAGUUCGCAGUCGAAGAAAAGCGAAAAGAAUGCAAGAGAUUGAAUAUAAAGUUACUGUGAGAACCGGAACAAAACAAGGAUGCGGGACUGAUGCCAGGGUAUUCUUGAGAAUCAAUGGUCGUCAAGGCAAGACUCAAAAGACAAGGUUGUGCAAGAAAUCGGGGCAAUCCAAUAUUAAUAUGUUCAGAUUUGCAAAAGGAUCUUCACAUACUUUCAAAAUAAGAGGAAUGGAUGUUGGAGAAAUCAAAAGCAUUGUGGUUGAAAGUGAUGGAUUAGAAGAAAGACACAGCUGGUUUCUACAGGAAAUAAUUGUCCAAAGGAAAGAUCGUUCAUACACUUUCAACUGCGAACGUUGGUUCUCGUUAUUCAAAGGCGAUUGUCAGUUGACGAGAGAAUUGAACGCAGUAUCUGGAAAGCAAGCAAAAAAAAUUGAUUAUGAAGUCACUGUUGUUACUGGAGAUAAACGUGGAGCUGGCACUGAUGCCAAAGUAUUCCUCACAAUCCAUGGAUCGAAGGGUUCGUCACCGAGACUGCAGUUGAAAAAUGAUCGCUACAACACCUUUGAACGAAACAAAUCAGACGUUUUCAGUUUACGAACGGUGAACGUUGGAAAAAUAAGAAGAAUUAGAAUCGAGAUUGACAACCAAGGGUUUGCUCCUGCAUGGUAUCUUGAAAGGGUUGUGAUUCUGACUUCGUCACAACGAGUAUAUUUUGCAUGCGGAGAGUGGCUGAGUAAUGAUGAUCAACUGUACAGAGAUCUAGUUGGCAGUGAUGAUGCUACAGGAGUCGGGAAAAAGAACCAAUAUACAGUUACUGUAUUUACUGGAGACAUUCGGGGUGGCGGGACUGAUGCAAACGUAUCGUUGACGUUAUUUGGAGAUAUGGGGAACUCAGGCAAGAAAAAGUUGGACGACAAACACAAUAAUUUUGAACGAGGAAGGAAAGAUGUUUUCACCGUGAAAUGUCCGAACGUUGGAAAGUUGAAGAAACUUCGAAUUGGCCAUGAUAAUUCUGGAUCUUCCCCUGGGUGGUACCUUGAAAAAGUCAUGAUAGACGACAAUUCUACCGGAAGAAUUUACACGUUCCCAUGCGGACGUUGGUUUGCUAAAGAUGAAGAUGACGGCAGAAUCACAAGAGAACUCGUCGCUGGGAAAGGGGACGGAGGAAUUCCGUACACUGUAAAGGUUCAUACCGGUGAUGUUCGAGGUGCUGGCACAAGUGCUAACGUCUACAUUAUCAUGUACGGUGGACGGAGAGGUCAAGAUAACACAGGAAAAAUUGAAUUGCAAGGAAACUUUGAAAGAAAUCGUCAGGUCAUAUGCAAUGUAGAGUCCGCCUCCAUGUUGAGUCCGCUAGAAAAGAUUGAAAUUGGCCACGACAACAACGGCGCUGGCCCAGGAUGGUUUCUAGACAAAGUUAUUGUGAUCUGUAACAGCACUGGAUGUGAACAGGUGUUUCCCUGUUCCAAAUGGUUUGCCACAGAUGAAGGUGACGGACUCAUCAGCCGGGAAUUGUACGAGAGCAAAUCUUUAAGAAAACAAAUUGUACAAAAAUCUGCCUGGAACUGUGUAAUCUGGACAACAGACAAGAGGAGUGCCGGCACAGAUGCUAAAGUAUUUCUGCAGGUUUACGGGAGCGAAGGAAAGUCUGGUGAAAUAAGACUCAAUAAUGAAUCCGAUAACUUUGAAUCUGGACAGAAGGAUUCGUUCAAGAUUGAUUUUGUCAAUGUUGGUACAAUUUACAAGCUGAGAGUCUGGCAUGACAAUUCCAGAUCUUUCCCUGGUUGGCAUUUGGAUAAAAUUGUUCUUGAACCUGUCCUCGGAGGAAAGAAGUCACAGAGUUAUACUUUCAACUGCGGGAAAUGGCUGGACUCGUCUGAAGGAGAUGGAGAAAUCAUUCGGGAACUACCAGCAAGUGGACCUUUGGUGAAAAAACCACAACCACUGGUGCGUUACAUCGUUUCCGUGACAACAGGGAACAAAACAAAUGCAGGAACAGACGCAAAUGUCUUCUGUUGUCUGUUUGGGGAACAAGGUGACACAGGAGAGAGACCUCUUGUGAAAACAAAAUCCAGCAGGAAUAAGUUUGAAAGGAAAAAUGUCGAUGAGUUUGUCAUUGAAGCUGUGACCUUGAAACGUUUGACCAAGGUCAAAAUAGGUCAUGAUGACACAGGUGUCGGACCAGGAUGGUUCCUUGAGAAAGUGGAAGUAUGGGAAGAAGGGAGAGGAGACAAAAUGGUUUUCCCGUGCGAACGAUGGUUGGCUACUGAUGAGGAUGACGGCCAUAUUGUUCGGGAAUUAAUGCCUGAAGGAACACCACAGUUGCUUAAUACUACAACCUACCAUGUAUCAGUAAAGACAGGGGAUAUCAGUGGAGCUGGAACAGAUGCCAAUGUCUUCUUGAAAAUUAUUGGCGGCGAUGGUGACACAGGACGUCUGAAACUUCAUCAAAGUGAGAAUAUUCGAGACAAAUUUGAGCGAGGACGAACCGAUUUAUUCAAACUAGAAGCAACAGACAUUGGAAAACUGGAAAGAAUAGAAAUUGGUCACGACGACUCGGGCAUUGCAUCCGGGUGGUUUCUAGAUGGAAUUGAAAUCGACGUUCCAUCGAGCGGACUCCAUUAUACUUUCAACUGUCACCGUUGGUUGGCUUCUGACGAGGACGAUGGCAGAACAUUUGUGGAAUUGUACCCGACACAUACAAGGCAGCAAGAUAAAUUGCUCCCCUAUGAGAUCACAGUGACCACAGGAGACAAAUUGAACGCCGGUACUGAUGCUAACGUGACGCUACAAAUAUAUGGGGAGGACGGAAAAUCAGAAGUUCUGAAACUCAGAAAUCGGACAGAUAAUUUCGAGAGAGACGCUGUGGAUAAAUUUAAGGUGGAAGCGCAAGAUGUUGGUCCAAUAACUAAAAUACGAAUUGGACACAACGGCAAAGGUGUCGGCCCAGGAUGGUUCCUGGAUUCGGUCAAAGUUCAAAGGUUCGUGAAAAGAACCAGCAAGAGAAAGAAAAGAAGGAGAGAAUCUGUUUCGCCCGAGAAAGGAGAUGUCGAGACGUACUGGUUUGUCUGUCGAAGAUGGUUCGACAAAAACGAAGAUGACGGACAGAUAAUGAGAGAGUUGGUGCCAACUGAUGAACUGGGAAGAGUUCUAGAUGAGGCUUUGCAAGAGAAAGAAUACACUGUUCAUGUCUUCACUGGCGAUAAAUUAGGAGCAGGAACAGAUGCCGAUGUGUUUAUGAUUUUGUAUGGAGAGAAUGGAGACACAGGUGAAAGAAAACUCGACAAAUCUGAGACAAAUAUCAAUAAAUUUGAGCGAAAGCAGGAGGAUAUUUUUAAAAUGAGAGCGGCUGAUCUUGGAACUCUGAAAAAGAUCAAAAUUCGUCGUGAUGACGCUGUUGUUGGUGCAGCCUGGUUCCUCGAUCGUAUUGAAGUUCGUUCGUCAGAUGGACGAUUGAUCUUCCCUUGCCAGCGCUGGCUGUCAACCAAAGAAGAUGACGGACAAAUAGAAAGGACUCUUGUUCCUGUAUCGGAGGAAGUGUACCAACGACUUCAGGAAAAAAACAAGCGCAAGACCAAUGUUCGUGAUGCCAUUGCUCUAGAAACAAAAGCCCAACUGACGACAUAUGAAGUCACUGUCAAGACUGGAGACGUACGAGGAGCUGGCACUGAUGCCAACGUUUAUAUGAUGCUGUACGGAGAGAAUGAUGACUCUGGAAAAAUAAACUUGAAGACAUCAAAGACAUACAGCGACAAAUUUGAGAAGAACCAUGCAGACAUUUUUACAGUUGAAGCCUCGGAUCUUGGAAAUUUGAAAAAAAUCAAAAUUGGACAUGACAACUCUGGAUUGUUGGGUGCAGCCUGGUAUCUUGAGUACGUGGAUAUAGACGCUCCAUCCAUGGGAUUGAAAUGGCAUUUCCCGUGCGGACGAUGGCUGGCUAAAGAUAAGGACGACGGGCUUCUAGAGAGAGAAUUGUAUCCUGCCGCCGAUGAGACUCUGGAAUACAUGAAGAAAGUGCCAUAUGAGUUCGCUGUAACAACCAGUGAUGUUUCUGGAGCGGGUACGGAUGCCAAUGUAUAUGUCGUUUUAUACGGACGAGACGGCAUACAAACAGAACAAGUUAGUCUCUGUCCGAACAAAGAUGACAGGAAAUCGAAAUUCGAAAAGAAACAAACGGAUACGUUUGUGAUUGAAAUGGAUGACAUUGGAGACACAAUUGAAAAACUGCGGAUUGGACACGACGGAAAAGGAUGGGGGGCCGGAUGGCAUCUCGAUAAAGUGCAAGUUAGGAGACUACUAGAAGGAGACAAAGGCCAUGAAACCUAUCUUUUCAACUGUGGACGUUGGUUAGCUCGAGACGAGGACGACGGCCAGAUCAUACGAGAACUCGUUCCAACAAAGAAAAUUGAAGAAAAAAUGUCACGAAGAGGACAAAUGAAACGCAUGGAAUCAACUUUGUCUGACACUUUGAAAAACCAGCAGUAUAAAGUGCACGUUUUCACCGGAGACAAAUUCAACGCCGGUACCGAUGCCAACGUUCACAUCACUUUGUUUGGUGAGAACGGAGAUUCUGGGGAGAGAAAACUACUCAAAUCAGAGACUUACUCAGACAAAUUUGAGAGAGGGCAUGAAGACAUUUUCACCAUUGAGGCCGUUGAUCUCGGGAAGUUACACAAAGUUCACAUCCGACAUGAUAAUUCUCUUCUCAACCCAGCUUGGUUCCUUGGAAGAGUUGAAAUCGAGGAUUGUGAGACAAACCAGAAAUUUGUUUUCCAUUGUGAAAGGUGGUUGGCUAAAGGAAAGGAUGACGGAAAGAUUGGAAGGUCUCUCUAUGUUGUUGGUUACGACGGGGAAACCUCGACAAAACGCAGCGUUAUGACAAGUAGAAGUUUCAGUAGCUUAGGAAGCAGGAGACUUUUGUCGGAGCCAUUGGUGGACGGACCAACUAUUCCGUACACUAUCAAAGUACGCACUGGAACACUAGAGGGAGCAUCAUGUAGCGCUGACGGAUUUGUUCGAAUUUUUGGACCGAAAUCUAAAGGAGGACAGAAAGUAUCGCACAAGAUUCCUCUGAUCCCAGAGAAAGGCAAAUUCAAGAAAGGAACUGUUGAAACAUUCAAUGUGGAAGCUUUAGAUGUCGGAGAGCUGAAAGCUAUUGAGAUCGGACACACAGGAGUUGAUGAGCGCUGGUACAUUGAAGAAAUAAUCAUCGAUCAACCUACAUUGGGAAAGAACUGGGUAUUCCCCUGCUUGAAAUGGUUUUCUAGAGAUCGUGAUGACGGUCACACUUCUCGUAUGUUGAGCGUAGCGGAUGCAUCGAGCAACACCUACAAAGCCAAGGUGCAGUACGAGAUCACAGUCUAUACUGGAGAUGAGAGUGGGGCAGGGACAGAUGGUAAAAUCUCAAUGUCCGUAUACGGAUCCAAAGGCAACACACCAGAUAUCAUGAUUCUCAAGUCAGAGGAGGAAGGGGUUCUACUAGAGCGUGGAUCCGUUGACGUCAUACGAACAGAGAUAGACGACAUUGCACCAUUGAAAAUGGUUAAACUAACUCACAAUGGGAAAGGACAGAGGCCUGACUGGUAUUGUGAAAAGGUUCACCUUCGUAACCUUGAAACUGGCAAGGUCACAGUGUUCCCAUGCGAUAGUUGGUUAUCAAAAAGCAAAGGGAACAAGAAACUUUCUCUGGAGCUUUCUGCUUCAGUCGGAGGGCGAUCGGUUCUGAAACGAACGUCGUUUAAAAUCACCGUGAAAACAAGUGAAACACCUGGAUCUGGGACGAAUGCAAAUGUCUUCAUACAAUUAUUUGGUGACCAUGGUGAAUCUGGAGAACUUCAUCUCAAUAAAUCAGAGACUCAUCGUAACAUGUUUGAAGCUGGGAAUGAAGACGUUUUUAUUUUCAAUGAUAAACUGAGCAUCGGAGAAAUCAGGAAAUGUAGAAUUUGGCACGAUUCAAAAGGAUUUAGACCUGGUUGGCAUCUCGAUUGGAUCGAAGUUCGCGACGAGACUUCUAACCGUAAUAUUCGCUUCAACUGCGGACGUUGGUUGUCUAAAGACGAAGAUGACGGCCAAACAAUGAGAGAAUUGCAACCACUAGGUGGAAGUAGACCUACCAGCAGUUCGAGUUCUCGGCGUACCCGAAGUCCUUCUGUGGCCAUCGAUGCAAAACCAACUAAAUAUGAAGUCACAGUUGUUACUGCGGAAGAAAAAGGGUCUGGCACUGAUGCGAAUGUUUGCAUAACAAUUUAUGGAGAAAACAGCGAUUCAGGGAAACGACCGUUGAAACAGAAAUUCAGAGAUUUGUUUGAGAAAGGACGAACAGAUAAAUUCACGCUGGAGAUAUUGAACAUGGGAGAAUUGACAAAGGUUCGUGUCGAGCAUGAUGACGCAGGAUUCAACUCUGAUUGGCUUUGUGAUCACAUCGUUAUAAAGGAUACGAGUACAGGGAGGGCAUGGGACUUCCCCUGCCGAGAGUGGAUUGGAGGAAAGAAAGGCAACGGACAACUACAUCGUGAUCUUCUUCCAAGACCUUUGUAAAUAUUUAGAAACUGUGACCUCGGAAAUGACCUAUGACACCAAGGUGAUCUUUGUGACCACUCAUGCAUGAGCACAUGAACCUUACUUUGACCUUGGAAAUGACCUUCUAACACCUGGAUGGCCUUCAAUUUAUUUACUUUUGUGUGUUACCAGUAACUCAUUGUGACCACUCAUGCAUAUGACUUCGAAAAUGACUUUUAACAUCAAGGUGACCUCCAUUUGGGUUUGCUCACGAAUGAUCACAUGAACUUUGACCUUGAAAAUGACCUUGACACCAAAGUGACCUUCAUUUGUUUUCACUGUAGUGGCAUUACUUUUUCAAAGACAUCUUUUUUUAUAUGUGGCCUUAUACUUUUAUAAAAGGGCCGAUAGCCUUUUCAGAAAAGGCUUUUCAAGAGUGUCAGGCUUAUUUAGAAAGAGGUUUGGGAGGGCAUUUCAGAGUAUAAAAAUAUAUAGCAUGCUUUUAUGCAUUCAAUACAUAUUUCUACAUAAUUUAUUUUUUACGGUACGAGUAUUUGUUACUAUUCAUGCAUAAAAUAUGACCUUUAACCCUAACUCAAAAUUAUUCCAAGUACUAUAGCACGAAUUUAUUGUUCAUUGGUUUAUAAGAUGUUUUAUAUCGUUACU
Styela clava is the source of this 8096-nucleotide messenger RNA. NCBI's taxonomy places the organism in Eukaryota, Metazoa, Chordata, Ascidiacea, Stolidobranchia, Styelidae. The record is from RefSeq and is a predicted model, not a curated record.